AUGAUCGAAACGGCUCUUGCAUACCUGUUUUGCCAUUUCUCCAUUCUCAGUGCUACGCCACUUCCUGAAAGACAGAUAUGGUAUGACUGGGAUGAAGAUCGUGUACCAUUCGCAUUUUCAUAUGAGCGGAGGCCCGAUUGGUGUGUUGAUGAGGAUCCACUAUGUUCAAUGUUUAAAGGCUGGUGUGUAAGUAUUAAUAAAACUCGCGAAAAUUACAUGAAGAAAGCUUGUAGACGAACAUGCAACAUGUGUUAUGAGGAAAUGAAUAGUACAAGAACAUGCUAUGAUAAAGAAGACGAUUGUGUGCAUCGGGAAAGUGACUGUUUUGCUGUCGAAACUGCAGAACGCAUGUAUCAUGCAUGUCCAGAAACUUGUGGUUUUUGUAACUCUGUUUGUGCAGAUUUAGCUACAAACUGUGGGGAAUUAGUGAGUUACUGUACUGCUUCACUCUGGCAUCAGGCAGUUAUGCAAUCCAAAUGUCGCAUGACAUGUUCGUUUUGCAGAGUUUAUGACCGAGAAAACUUUGAGCCUGAACAAUGUUCGGAUAAAUUUGGUCAGUGCCAUUACCAACGACAUCUCUGCGAACGGAUAGAAUUUCAGGAACGGAUGCAAGCGGACUGUGCACAUACAUGUGGUUAUUGUGAUUUCGUUGAUACAGUGUCUGAUAUACCGAAAAAGUGUAGUGAUCUGGAAAUAGAUUGUCGCAGUAAAAUACAUUUUUGUUUCGUGGAAGGACGCCACAGUUUCUACAUGUGGCGUAACUGCAAGCGAACGUGUGGAUACUGCGCUGAUUAUUACUUUGAGAAAGAUUCAGAUUAUGAACCACCCGAAAUUUACUAUGAUUACUAA
This is a messenger RNA of Thelazia callipaeda (thelaziosis nematode), 849 nucleotides long. NCBI's taxonomy places the organism in Eukaryota, Metazoa, Nematoda, Chromadorea, Rhabditida, Thelaziidae. The record is from the annotation of a GenBank genome assembly.